GCGUGGGUCUUGUCAGUUGAGUCAUCCCACGGCUUUGACCUGAGUAACGUUAGGUAUCUGAGGCUGACAUUGCCAGGCAGCACAUCAGUCGCUUGUUAUGGGAUACACAGUGACCACAGGUGUGCUGGUGGCGGCGGGGGUGGUGGUGCUGUCGACUGUGGGCCUGGUUCUGGGUGCCUUACUGCUGAACAAGAAAAAGAAAAGCCCAGUCACCCUCCUGGACGCUACCGUCAAAUACCCACUGAGACUGAUCGACAAAGAGGUCCUGAAUCAUGACACUCGCAGGUUUCGUUUCGCACUGCCAUCUCCUGAGCACAUCCUAGGCCUCCCUAUUGGUACACACGUGUACCUCUCUGCCCGCAUUGAUGGAAACCUUGUGGUGCGUCCAUAUACCCCAGUAUCCAGCGAUGAUGACAAGGGAUUUGUUGAUUUUGUUGUUAAGGUAUACUUCAAGAACACCAACCCAAAGUUUCCAGAGGGGGGCAAGAUGUCCCAGUACUUGGAGGGUCUUCAGGUUGGAGACGUGGUGGAUGUCAGAGGGCCAGGGGGACUACUCCAGUACAAGGGUCAAGGACAGUUUGCAGUGCAGCCUGAUAAGAAGUCCCCAGCAGAGAUGAAAACUGUGAGAUCCCUAGGUCUCAUUGCAGGGGGGUCAGGCAUCACCCCUAUGCUUCAGCUGGUUCGGGCCAUCAUGAAGGACCCCAACGACAACACCAGCUGCAGCCUGCUCUUUGCCAACCAGACGGAGAAGGACAUACUGCUGCGCGAUGAUCUGGAGGAGAUCCAGGCCAGGAACCCUGACCGCUUCAAGCUCUGGUUUACUGUGGACAAAGCCCCUGAAGACUGGGAGUUCAGCCAGGGGUUCAUCAGUGCCGACAUGAUCCAGGAGCACCUACCUCCCCCUGCUGAUGACAGCCUGGUUCUCAUAUGCGGUCCACCUCCCAUGGUCCAGUUUGCCUGUAACCCCAACCUAGACAAGCUGGGGUACCGGCAGUGUCAGCGCUUCGUCUACUAGACGGAGGACUGCAAUGUCACAACACACCAAGGCCAUCCCCUGAAUUAGACCCCAAAAAUUGCCGUCCUGAUUACCUGCAAGCGCCAAGGCUGCACACUGAUAUUCCUCUGCCUGAUGAAGCCUUCAGACCUUCUCUCGUGGGAAGUGCAGCUGUAAUGAGUAUCGAUAACAGCUUCUUUUUGCUCAAGAGGUUUAAAUGCUCCUCCUGUGAUGUAAAUGGUGUCAGUUGUUCUACUUAUGCAUGACAGAUGGAAGAGCCUUGUUGUUUUGGUUUGUCUGAAACAUGCAAAGUU
Molecule: messenger RNA, 1308 nt
Organism: Megalops cyprinoides (Indo-Pacific tarpon)
Lineage: Eukaryota; Metazoa; Chordata; Actinopteri; Elopiformes; Megalopidae
Product: NADH-cytochrome b5 reductase 3-like
Exons: 9
Coding region: 98-1015 (305 amino acids)
Cellular component (GO): mitochondrion
Molecular function (GO): FAD binding; oxidoreductase activity
Source: RefSeq, a predicted model, not a curated record